Messenger RNA from Perognathus longimembris pacificus (Pacific pocket mouse), 2473 nucleotides. It is a transcript of the gene Bnip3l, whose product is annotated as BCL2 interacting protein 3 like. Gene Ontology annotation, cellular component: mitochondrial outer membrane; nucleus; mitochondrial envelope. The record is from RefSeq and is a predicted model, not a curated record. The coding region runs from base 104 to 760 and encodes 218 amino acids. Gene Ontology annotation, biological process: positive regulation of apoptotic process; mitochondrial outer membrane permeabilization; defense response to virus. The transcript is spliced from 6 exons. Lineage: Eukaryota; Metazoa; Chordata; Mammalia; Rodentia; Heteromyidae.
GGCGCAGAAAAGGGGGCGGGGGACUCGGCUUGUUGUGUUGCUUCUUCGGCCCGAGCACCGGCGACGGUCUUGCCGCGGCCGCCGCUCCUCCAGCCCCCCGACGAUGUCGUCUCAUCUCGUGGAGCCGCCGCCGCCCCUGAACAACAACAACAACAACUGCGAGGAAGGCGAGCAGGCCUUGCCUCCGCCCGCCGGCCUCAACAGUUCCUGGGUGGAGCUCCCCAUGAACAGCAAUGGCAACGAGAAUGGCAACGGGAAGAACGGAGGGCUGGAGCACGUGCCCUCCUCAUCCUCCAUCCACAACGGAGACAUGGAGAAGAUUCUUCUGGAUGCCCAGCACGAGUCGGGGCAGAGCAGCUCGAGAGGCAGCUCUCACUGUGACAGCCCUUCCCCGCAAGAAGAUGGGCAGAUCAUGUUUGACGUGGAGAUGCACACCAGCCGAGACCACAGCUCUCAGUCAGAGGAAGAAGCUGGAGAAGGAGAGAAGGAAGCAGAGUCUUUGAAGAAAAGUGCAGACUGGGUAUCAGACUGGUCCAGUAGGCCCGAGAACAUUCCCCCCAAGGAGUUCCACUUCAGACACCCUAAACGUGCUGUGUCGCUAAGCAUGAGGAAAAGUGGAGCCAUGAAGAAAGGGGGCAUCUUCUCCGCAGAGUUCCUGAAGGUGUUCAUUCCGUCCCUCUUCCUUUCUCACGUCCUGGCUUUGGGGCUGGGCAUCUACAUCGGAAAACGCCUGAGCACGCCCUCUGCCAGCACCUACUGAGGAAGGAGCCCCGGGAAUGCGCGUGGCCUGUGGAGUGGAGUGUUGUCACGUAGUUUAUCUGAACUUGAGACCAUUGUUAAUAAGCAUGACCUAACUUACCACCCUGUUUUUACACAUCCAGUUCCAGUAACUCUGAAAUCCAGUAUUUUCUCCAAACUCUGUUGAGGCAUUUUACUAACUUUGUUCCCUCUGGGGCCUGUAAGACACUUUAGAACUUCCUAACAGAAUUUCCUGUUGUUUAGAAAUUUGCAAGGGCUUCUUUUCCGCAAAUGCCACCAGCAGAUUCUAAUUUCGUCAACCAUGCUGUCGUCUCCUGUAGUACCCCCCAGAACCGAACCCGUACCAUUCAUGAGGGGAACUUGACUCUGGCCGUGUAACUACCACCUCUCUCACAACGAGAUCAGGGUAGAAAUGAUGCUAGAAAGAGCUUUGUUGUUUAGUUGGGGUUUUAUUUUCCAAGACCACCAGACAAGCUUCUCGAAGCUUGAAUUUAUAGUUAUUAAAAAGAAAACAAAAAAAAUGAAAAAAACAAAAAACAAAAAAGCAAGACACAAGAAAAAAAAUUUCCUGGGCAAUAAAAUCAUUUGAAACCAGCUUUGGAGCUGUCUUUUCUCAGCCUCCGGUGGCGCCUGCGGGCGGACGCAUGCGCAGGAGGCCGCGGUCCUUAGCGCCGGGAGCGGGGCGGCCCGCCGCGCUUGCCGGGCGUCUUUUCGGUGGCAGAGUCUGUAUUUCUGAUGAGGAGCAUCUCAGGCCUAGGUAGGAAAUGGCUUUGGAGGCGUUUGCGCGUAUUGGUAUUUUUCACGUGUUCCGCUGCAUGUGAAUUUUUUGUGCCCUUCCGUUUUCUUUUUUAGUUCUUCAUCUGUUUUUCUCUAAGAAGAGACUUGGAAAUGAUGAGUCCAAUGAGUUCAUGGUGUUAAUCCAGGCUUCUUGUGUUAGGAAGCUUCAGCGUACACUCUGAAGCCUUUAAACUCUGACGAAAUUCGUUUCGGAGUUCUUCCGAGCGCUUGUGUAACUUUGGAAAGCAGACUUGGGUUGUGGGAACAGGUGACAACAUUCUGGAAAGAUGCCACUCAUUCCCUUGGGGCCCCCUCCACCCUCCCCACGGGUCCUGCGGCCGCAGGGAGGGGCCUCGUCUGCAAGGCUGAGCUCUUGGUGUUCCGGAACACCCACAGAUCCUCCCUGGCCGACCUCGUUGCUUUCUGUAAUGUGAAGCUUUAGGACCAAAUCCUUCGAAAGCAGCAGGAUUUUGUGACUUCUUUGGGUAGGUUCUGUUGGGUCUCAGAAUCUAGCCUGGCUCUGCAGGGCACUCACUGCUCUGUGUUUCAUAUAUAGCGAGCGGCUGGCUGCUGAGUGUUUGGAGACCCAAUGUUGGGGUGAUCUCAGUCUCCCAGCACAGCAUCAGGCUAUCAGCUUUGCCCUUGGCAGAAACCAGCCCUUCCUGGGACCAGCCUUGUAACACUCAUGCCAGAAUGCAAAUGACACAGAGAAACAACCUUUAUUUUCUGUCUUUUUUUUUUUUUCAAGAAUAUAGCUGGCUGUCUUUAGGAAAGAUGAUAUAUCCCAAAUAGUUUUCGGAAUUACUUUUUCUUUCUAGCAUUUGAUGUCUGAAUACUUUUAUUAUAUCUUGUUUCUGUCUUACUCUUAGACCUGGUAACACUUGAUUUGCCUUCUCAAAUAUUUAUUUCAAGUGUUCAUAUUCAGAUUUCUUUGGGG